CCAACACCAGUCGGUGCUUCUGCCCCUAAGGUGCCAUAGAACUCCCUAAUGGCCUCCUCCCUCCCUGGUCUAUUUUCCCUGCCCACAAGGUGCCAGAAUCCCACCCCACCUCCCUCCCGCAGCCCCGCCCUGCCUCAGGAAUGGGCAUAGUGCUGUCCAGCCCAGCCCCUGGCCUUUGGAAGGCCUGAUGCCCGCCCCUCCUCCUGCCCGCCAGAGAGGACAGAAGCCGACCAAAUGAUCUCCCCCGAGUAGAGGGGCAAACUCCAGCGUCCACUGGGAACCCGAUGCCCUAUUCUGUGACUCUAGAGAACCUAGUCCGGCAUCCUGGCCAGCGCCUUUCCCAACAACUCGAGUAAUAAUUGAGCAGAGGUGGGAAAGGUGCCUUGGAAACAUCUGCUGAGAAGCAAAUGUCGGGUGAGAUCUUCUUGCCGCUGGAGAGCCUCGCUGCCCUGGAAGCCUCAAAUGGCCACCCUCUCGUCUGCUUCCUGUGCCACGGGCAAUACGAGCACCCGUGUCUGCUAGACUGCUACCACAACUUCUGCGCCAGCUGCCUGCGGGGCCGGGCCGUUGACGGCCGGCUCGCCUGCCCGCUUUGUGGCCACCAGACGGUGGUGAAGGGGGCCAAUGGGCUGCCUCCCGUGGACCGGCUCCUGCAGUUUCUGGUGGAUGGCUCCUCGGACUCCGAGGAGGCUGUGCGCUGCGCCAACUGUGACCUGGAAUGCCAGACCCAGGAUGCAGAGACCACCUAUUUCUGCAACACUUGUGGUCAGCCACUCUGUGCUCACUGCCGGGAGGAGACUCACAGAGCCAAAAUGUUCUCACGCCACGAUGUUGUGGCCCUGGGCAAACGCAUCAAGGACACCCACAAGAAAUGUUCUUUGCAUGGUGAGCCUUACAUUAUGUUCUCCACUGACAAGAAGUCCAUGCUGUGCAUUCGAUGCUUCCGGGACAUGCAGGGGGAAAGCCGGGCACACUGUAUCGACAUAGAGACAGCCUAUGUGCAGGGCUGUGAGAAGCUGGACCAAAUUGUCAUGGCUGUGAAGGCUUUGCAGACCUCCACUCGGGAGGCAAUCACCCUGCUGCAGACUAUGGUGGAGGAGGUGAAGCGCAGUGCAGCCGAGGAGGAGAGCGCCAUCCACACCCUCUUCAGCAGCUUGCAAGAGAAGCUGACGGAGAGGAAGGCAUUGUUACUGAAGGCAGUUCGGAGGUUGGUAGGGCCAAGAAUCAUAUUGAUUCAUUUAAAUGUUGAAAAAGCACUUGCCUCACACAAUCCUGUGGGCCAGUAUGAAGAGAAAGACAAGGCCUUCAAGGAUCAGCUCUCCCACCUGUUAUCCUUGCUGCCCACACUGCAGGUCCACCUGGUCACCUGCUCAGCUUUCCUCAGUUCAGCCAACAAGGCAGAGUUCCUGGACCUGGGAUAUGAACUGAUGGAUCGUCUCCAGGGCAUCGUCACCCGACCCCACCGCCUGCAGCCCGCGCAGAGCAGUAAGAUCACCAGCGAUCACCGCGCUGAGUUCGCCCGCUGUCUGGAGCCGCUGCUGCUGCUAGGUGCGCGCAGGGCGCCGGCGCCCGGGGCUGCAGCCACCAUGCUUUCUGGGUGUUCAACUACCAAGGCUCUGCUCAGUUCUGGCUGCCCAUCCCCAGGCGGAAAGAUGUCUGGGUCUCCUAUUCACAAGCCCACACUGCACCGGUCCAUCAGUACAAAGGUGCUGCUGGCAGAGGGAAGUGAUACCCCCUUCACAGAGCAUUGCCGCCACUAUGAGGAGACAUACAGGACCUUGCAAUCUGAGAUCCAGAAUCUGAAGGACCAAGUACAAGAAUUGCAUCGGGACCUCACCAAGCACCAUUCCCUCAUUAAGGCAGAAAUCAUGAGUGACAUCCUACAGAAAUCCCUACAGGUGGAUGGGCACAUUGCUUCCAAGUACGCCUCUGUAGAGAUGAUGAGACCUGUCUUUGAAGAGACAUGGGAAGAAACCUAUCAGAGAAUAGCAAAUGAGCAAGAAAUUUAUGAAGCCCAGCUCUAUGAUUUGUUCCAGCUGAGACAAGAGAAUAGCUAUCUGAUCAAUAUCACCAAGCAGAUCACCCCUUACGUCCGCUCCAUCGCUAAAGUGAAGGAACGGCUAGAGCCAAGAUUCCAAGAACCUAUUGAUGAGCAAUCAGAGAAUUUACAAAAAAUAUAUGAAGAUAUGGUGGUGAUCAAUGAGAAUCAAACCAGGAAUGAGCCAACAAGUAGUUCUGAAGAGAAAAGAGAAGAUACAGGAGUACAACAGAGGGGACAACCAAAUUCCGAACAGACUCUCAGAAGAACUCCUGAAAAAUAAAGGCCGUGAACAAAUCCAAAGAGAAAUAUGGGAUAUCACAGCUAGCAAAGAAUCUAUAUCUUAGCAAAAGGAACUUGCUUUAUCAGGCUUUUUUUUUUUUUUUUUAAGGAAAUUUAAAGGUUUCCUUCCAUCACACUUAUUGAAUAUAAUGGGUAAUUUUGCCAACAAUAAAUUGUGGACUGAGCUCAGGCUUUUCAAAUUAA
Messenger RNA from Antechinus flavipes (yellow-footed antechinus), 2524 nucleotides. It is a transcript of the gene RNF207, whose product is annotated as ring finger protein 207. The record is from RefSeq and is a predicted model, not a curated record. Gene Ontology annotation, biological process: regulation of heart looping; regulation of cardiac muscle contraction. The transcript has 18 exons. Gene Ontology annotation, molecular function: transmembrane transporter binding; zinc ion binding; Hsp70 protein binding. NCBI's taxonomy places the organism in Eukaryota, Metazoa, Chordata, Mammalia, Dasyuromorphia, Dasyuridae. Gene Ontology annotation, cellular component: perinuclear region of cytoplasm. Bases 408 to 2321 code for a protein of 637 amino acids.